ACUGAGAACCUGCAGACUUUACUGUUGUGAAAACUACCAGUUGAGUGCAGCCAUUCAAUGAAGCUCCUGGUGCUCGUGCUGAACAUAAACACAGAUGAACACUGAAACGGAAGAUGAUUUUUAUCAGUCAGACGACAACUUUGAUGAUGAUGAAGAUGAGGCAACCCAAUACAUAAUAGAGCAAAGCCUUAUCCAAUACAGGAAACUCAAAGGGCUUAAUCCAAGUGAUCUGAAAGCAGGUGAAGAUCCACAUGAGAUCUACAAAGCUAUCAAAGAGGGUGAUGAAGACUCUCUGAUAAGACUGACCAUCCAACCUGAGACACUGUGUAAAGUGGAUGAGCGUGGAUGGAUUCCACUACAUGAAGCAGCAGUGCAGAACAACAAACACAUCCUUGAGAUCAUCUUUUCAGCGUCGCCCCCUGGUGCUGCACAAUGUCGAACCCUGAAGGGUGAGACGUCACUGUUUUUGGCCAUUGUCCAUGGACUCAGGGAGAAUGCCACAUUCCUCCUACAGAAUGGCAGUAGCCCAGACACCCAGAAUGAUGAGCAGGACUCUCCUUUAGUCGCUGCUAUUUUGAAUGAUCAGUACGACUUGGCCACUCUGCUUCUACGUUAUAAUGCCAAUGUUGAUCAGACUGGGCCACUGAACCGGACAGCUCUUCAUGAGUCUGCAUUUCUAGGCCUGGAGAACUUUGUCUAUCUGCUUCUGGAGUCUGGGGCCAAUCCAAAUGCAUGUGACAUAAAACAGAAAACUCCUCUUGCCCUGGCUACUCAAAACGGGCAUCUUAAUGUGGUAGAAGUUCUACUACAGAAAGGAGCUAAUGUAAAAUGUGAAUCAGAGUCAGGCACCGUUUUGUUUGAUGCGGCUGCCUCGGGAAAUCCUGACAUCAUAUCCCUGUUGUUGGAUCAUGGAGCAGAUCCUAACCGACCUCUCUACAGCGGACACCUGCCCAUACAUCGUGUGGCCUACCAUGGACACAUACUAGCUCUGGAUAAGCUGAUCCCAGUGACAGACCUGUAUGCAGUCAAGGACAGUGGCAUGAGUCCUCUCCACUCUGCAGCUGCUGGAGGACAUGCUCACUGUGUAGACCUGCUGCUCAAAGCUGGCUAUGAUCCAAACUUCAUGCUCCACCCACGAGUCCGCCGCAACUAUGACGACGAACGGAGAUCUGCUCUCUUCUUUGCCGUGUCCAACAGUGACCUCCAGUGCAGUCGCCUGUUGCUCGAGGCUGGAGCUAUGGUAAACCAGGAUCCAGUGAACUGCUUACAGGUGGCUCUUCGACAGGGCAACUAUGAAAUGAUCAACAUUUUGUUAAAGUUUGGGGCAAAUGUGAACUACUACUCAAGGAUAAACACAACACACUUCCCCUCUGCUCUUCAGUACGCUUUAAAAGAUGAGAUUAUGCUUAGGAUGAUUCUGAACCAUGGUUAUGAUGUUAAACGCUGCUUUGACUGUCCAUAUGGUGACAGCUCCCAUGAUUAUGCACCAUGGGCAUCUGCUGUCAUAAAAGACAUGGUGUUCUGUGAAGUAAUAACUGUAUCCUGGUUAAGACACCUGUCUGGUCAGGUUGUGCGCAUCAUGCUUGACUACACUGACAAUGUGUCUUUUUGCACUAAGCUCAAAGACACCUUACAAGACCAGAAGCAGUGGCCAGAAAUUUGUGACAUUAAAAGAAACGCGAGAAGUCUGAAGCAUCUGUGCCGGUUACAUAUACGACAGCAUCUCAGCCGCCUUCGCUUGAGAGCUCCAUAUUUUAUAAAUUUCCUUCCACUUCCUCCAAGGCUGAAAGACUAUCUGCGUUACAAGGAGUAUGAUGUCUACAACAGAGGGAUCAUGGGAGCCACAUAGGCUCUAAGCAUAUCUGAGGAAAUAAUAAAUAUGUU
Periophthalmus magnuspinnatus is the source of this 1884-nucleotide messenger RNA. RefSeq names its product ankyrin repeat and SOCS box containing 14b (gene asb14b). Gene Ontology annotation, cellular component: cytoplasm. The record is from RefSeq and is a predicted model, not a curated record. Gene Ontology annotation, biological process: intracellular signal transduction. The transcript is spliced from 10 exons. The coding region runs from base 95 to 1849 and encodes 584 amino acids. NCBI's taxonomy places the organism in Eukaryota, Metazoa, Chordata, Actinopteri, Gobiiformes, Gobiidae. Gene Ontology annotation, molecular function: protein binding.